Molecule: messenger RNA, 735 nt
Organism: Cavenderia fasciculata
Lineage: Eukaryota; Evosea; Eumycetozoa; Acytosteliales; Cavenderiaceae
Gene: hspC
Product: heat shock protein
Exons: 2
Coding region: 1-735 (244 amino acids)
Source: RefSeq, a predicted model, not a curated record
AUGUCAUUCUUUGGAGCCACAAUCACAAAAGACGAAAGCCUUGACCUCAUCCUCGAUGAAGGUAUGACUUUUAAUCUUACAAACGUUGUCAUUUCACGUGAAUCAAAGGGAACUGGUAAAUGUUGGUUGGUUGCUCAUUUGAUUGAAGAAGAUCCAGAGACUGGAAAUGAAGAAAUCAUCGAAAAGGUUACCAUUGCCACUUUGGUUGCCGACAAGAUCGAACAAGUAAAUGUCAACCUCGUUUUUGAUAGUUCUCUCCAAGCCUCUAUUAAAUUGGAAGGUGAUGAUAAGUGUCCAACUCAUAUCUGUGUCUCUGGUAUCAUGAUGGCCUCUGACGAUGAAGAUGAUAUGCCACAUUGCGACGAUGAAGACUGUGAACACCAAGACUGUGGUAUGUUUGGUGAAGAAGACAGUGAAGACAUGGAAGACAGUGACGACGACGACGACGAAGAUGAAGAUAUUCCAGCUUUAAAGGUCAACGGUAACAACAAGAAACCAACCGCUAAAAUCACUGAAAUUCCAGACAAGUCUGUUGCCAAGCCAAAGCAACCACAACAACAACCAUCAAAGAAGCAAGCUGCCAACCCUUCUGCUGCUGCCCCAAAGCAACCACAACAACAACAACAACAACAACCAAAGCAACAACAACAACAAAAGCCACAACAACAACAACCAAAGAGACCAAACGGAUCAGAGUCAAAGCAACAACAACCAAUCAAAAAAUCAAAAAACUAA